Molecule: messenger RNA, 1305 nt
Organism: Penicillium vulpinum
Lineage: Eukaryota; Fungi; Ascomycota; Eurotiomycetes; Eurotiales; Aspergillaceae
Product: U2 snRNP complex subunit CUS2
Exons: 6
Coding region: 1-1305 (434 amino acids)
Biological process (GO): mRNA splicing, via spliceosome
Cellular component (GO): U2-type spliceosomal complex; U2 snRNP
Molecular function (GO): RNA binding
Source: RefSeq, a predicted model, not a curated record
AUGGCUUUUCCGACCGACGUGGCGGAGUUUGAUAAGGAUCCGCGUAUCUCGUUCUCCAAGCUGGACAACAGCUACCUGUUGGAGACAAGCGAUGGUCGUGAGUUUCUGUUCAACAAUAUUUUGAAGAGAUGGGUUGAAACGAUCGAUGAUGAACUUAUCCGCAAGCAGCAAGGAUACGGAUCCGACGACGGCGAGACUGAGAUUGUUCAUCCACGUGAUCGAAAGAAGCGAAAGGGUUCGCUUGACUCGAACAACGAAUCCAAGGCCAAGAAGCCACGUGUGAACACAGGUGUGUGGGUUACCAACAUUCCCACCGACGCUUCGCUUUCGGAAAUCCAACAGGUGUUUGAGAAAUAUGGAAUCCUUGCAGAGGAACUGGACACUGGAAAGCCGCGCAUUAAAAUGUACAACGACGAGAAUGGCAACUUCAAAGGCGAGGCUUUGGUCGUGUACUUCCGGCCAGAGUCAGUCAACCUUGCGAUUCAGGUACUCGACGAGACAGACUUCCGAUUGGGCCACCACGACCCCUCUGGACCGAUGCAUGUUCAGGAAGCCGACUUCUCGUACAAGCGUCAAAAUAAUGUGCAGGGCAAGGUUACUGUGACCAUGAAAGAGAAGAAGAAGCUCAAGGAGCGGGCUGAUCGGUUGAACAAAAAACUUUCCGACUGGGGUGACGAUGAGGCCGAUGAAGUCUUAAAGUCAAUCAAGGCUAUUUCGGAGGCAAAUCGACAUGUUGUCCUGAAGCAUAUGUUUACCCUGAAGGAGCUGGAUGAGGACCCUCUCGUCAGUAUUGAGAUCCAUGAGGAUGUCCGUAACGAGUGCAGGAAGAUUGGCGAUGUGACUAAGGUGGUGGUCUGGGACGGGGAGAGUGAUGGUGUUGUCACUGUCCGAUUCGCCGCAUCAGCCGAUGCUCGCCGCUGUGUUCAUACCAUGAACGGACGCUUCUUCGGAGGUAAAGCUGUUGUUGCUUACAUCUGGGAUGGUGAAGAGAAAUUCAAGAAGUACCACCCCCGCCGAGACGCAGGUGGCGGAAUGGAGGACCCUCUUGACUCAGACGACGACGAGAACAAGCGCCUUGAACGGUUCGGAGAUUGGCUGGAAAGCGGCGCCAACCCGGAUAACUACUUUAACAAGACAGGCACGGGCAAGAGCGAGGAAGUCAAGGACAAGGAAAACAAGGACGAGAAAAACAAGGACGAGAAAAACAAGGACGAGAAAAACAAGGACGACAAGGAUGAACCCAUCAAGACCCAGGAAACUGACAAGGACGAGACCGACAAGAGCCUGGAAAUUGGCAAGAACUAG